Messenger RNA from Capronia coronata CBS 617.96, 1488 nucleotides. RefSeq lists its product as uncharacterized. Gene Ontology annotation, biological process: ammonium transmembrane transport. Gene Ontology annotation, cellular component: plasma membrane. The record is from RefSeq and is a predicted model, not a curated record. The transcript has 5 exons. Gene Ontology annotation, molecular function: ammonium channel activity. The coding region runs from base 1 to 1488 and encodes 495 amino acids. Lineage: Eukaryota; Fungi; Ascomycota; Eurotiomycetes; Chaetothyriales; Herpotrichiellaceae.
AUGGCGGACGCACCUGUUCCCAUCACAGAAUGGCCCGAUUAUUCUGUGGACCCUCAGGGGGGAGAUCCGAUCACUCAGGAUCUCAACGCCAUGUAUGACAAGGGUGACCUGUGCUGGAUCCUCGUUUGUACGAUUCUAUGCUGGCAGAUCACUCCGGCCAUCGGUUAUCUCUACGCCGGGAUGCAUCGCCGCAAAGCUGCCUUGACCAUGAUCUUCCAGUCUCUGUUCUGUGCCUGUGCGUGCGGCAUUCAAUUCUGGAUCUACGGCUACUCCCUAUAUCAAUCGCACACGACCAAUCCGAUGCUGGGCAACGUCAGCCUUGCAGCCCUGCACAACGUGCUCGCCCAGCCGUCGCUCGCCAACUCCGACAUCCCGGAUAUCCUGUACGCCUGCUUUGGAUUCACCUUUGUCACUGCGACCGCGAUGAUCCUGGCCGGAGCGAUGCUUGAGCGUGGCCGUCUCUGGCCGUCCAUGCUGUUCCUGCUGUGCUGGACCACUUUCGUCUACUACAUUCUGGCGUACUUUGAAUGGAAUCCGAAUGGCUGGCUGUAUAAGCUCGGCGUGUACGACUUUGCCGGCUCCGGCCCCGUGCAUAUUGCCAGCGGCUUCAGCGCGCUGGCAUGGAGUUUGAUGCUCGGGCCCCGUCUGAGUGAGCAUCCUUCCGGGGAAAGACAGAAGAUCAUCCACUUCAAGCCUCACAAUCCGUUUCUUGUGGGUAUUGGGACUUGCUUCAUCUGGUUCGGCUGGUUCGCAUUCAAUGGUGCCAGUACUGCCAAUCUUUCUAUCCGAUCCAUCUACGUCGUGGUCAACACCAAUCUGGCCGCCUGUGGAGGUGGCAUUGGCUGGACGCUGCUGGAGUACUAUUUCACCCAGAAAUUCAGCAUCAUUGGCUUCUGCUCCGGCAUUAUUUCUGGAUUGGUGGGCAUCACUCCUGCCGCUGGCUAUGUUCCUGUCUACGUUGCUGCCCUCGUCGGCCUCAUCACCUCCGUCUGUUGCUUCUUCACCAACAAGUACAAGUACUUGAUCUCCAUCGACGAAGGGCUCGACAUCUUCGCCCUCCACGGAGUCGGCGGCUUCGUCGGGGACAUCCUGACCGGCUUCUUCGCCGCCUCGUGGGUCCCUGCCCUCGACGGUGUUUCUGGCGGCACAUACGCCGGCGGCUGGUGGGAACACAACUGGAUCCAGCUCGGCUACCAACUCGCGGCCGCGACCACGUGUGCGGCCUGGAGUUUCGUCGUCAGCUGCAUCUUGUUGUUCAUCAUCAACAAGAUCCCCGGAUGCCACUUGCGCGUCAAGGAGGAGGACGAGCACAUGGGUCUGGAUUUCAAGUACUUGAGCGAUGCGCACUGGACGGAGCUGGAGAGAGGUAGCUUUGGUGGGUUCGCGCCAGAGGGCACACAUCAGGGUGUCCCCUUCUCCGGCUCUGGGCCGGGGAGCGAGAGUGAGAGUCCGAAGAAGGAAGAGGCGGCGCCCAGGAAGCAGGACUAG